Messenger RNA from Ectocarpus sp. CCAP 1310/34, 589 nucleotides. The record is from the annotation of a GenBank genome assembly. Lineage: Eukaryota; Phaeophyceae; Ectocarpales; Ectocarpaceae.
AUGGGCCCCGACUACAUUGGCCCCGCCGUGGACCACUUCCAGGAGAUCAGCGCCCAAUUCCCUGAGCCAUUCCCUCUCUGUACUUUUCUGCCCGCCAUUCCCGUGUCUCCCCAACCUCAGUUCUGGGCGUUCUCCCUCCUGGGCAUGGCCUUCAUCGAGUACAACACCAUCAUGACCGCCUUCGACACCCCCAGCGCUGUCACCGGCGAAGGCGGCCUGAAGGAGGACUACAUGCCGGGAGACCUCGGCUUCGACCCCCUUAACCUCAAGCCCGACGACGAGGCGGCUCUGGACGUGAUGAAGACCAAGGAGCUGAACAACGGCCGUUUGGCCAUGAUCGGCAUCGCCGGCAUGUUGGCGCAGGAGCUGGUCAACCCGGCCGACAUCCUCGGCUAGAAUGUUUGACUUUGUCGGCUGGGAGUGUCUUGGGUGUAUGAGUCAAGUGUGUUUGUUGGUGUGCUAUUGGAAGUGUUUAAUGCACCGGUCUGGUCCGAGAGGAGGAAGGCAUUUGGGAGGUGCCACGUACCUUGUUGUGCGGCCUUGCCUCGCGAUCGUAGAUGCUGGUUUGAAGAAUGUUUCGUUGAUGCUU